Molecule: messenger RNA, 1192 nt
Organism: Durio zibethinus
Lineage: Eukaryota; Viridiplantae; Streptophyta; Magnoliopsida; Malvales; Malvaceae
Source: RefSeq, a predicted model, not a curated record
GUAAGUUGUGUCAUUGUUAUGAUGUUGAAAUUGUUGUGACUAUUGACUUACAACAUUUAUUUGUGAUUUGUUAUCAUUGCUAGAGUUAAGAGUAAGACUGUAAAGGCUAAAGAGCCUGAGAGGCCAAAGGCUCGCCGCCCCAAAAAACCCCUCUGUCAGGGCUACAAAAUCAACCCCUAAAAUAGCUCUUAUGCUAGCUCCUGCACCAGCUUUUGCACCAAAGGUUAAAGAGGUAGAAGGUAGUAGAAAGGAAUGAAAGGGGGAGAACGUAGGUGCACAAGUAGUAGCGGCCCCUUUGAGGAAAUAGAUCAUCAAGCCAAAUUUCAGAGGGUAAUUAGCCAGGAGUUGCAGAAAAGUAAAAGAUCUUCAGUUGCUAGUCCAAUUCCUACUAAGACGCCUGCAGUUGGAGGUUUUGGCUCGCCUACUGUUGCUACUUCUACUGUGGUUCCAGUUUCAUUCACUUCAUUGCCUGCUCACGUUGCCCUAAGUUCUGCUUUAGCUACUGUAAUGAUCCCUACAAUCCCAGCCAAGGCCCCUGUUGCUCCUCCUCCAUUAAGGGUCCUUACACCCAUGCCAACAACUACUGCUCCACCAGCUCCUACUGUAGCCUCAGCCCUUGCUCAAGCCUUAGUUCAUUUGCCUCCAUCAACAACAAUUGCGGCUAGAAAUGUGACACUAGAGGAUAAGUUAGGUGGGCUUACCAUCGAAGAGUUCGAGGUAAGCCUCAAAGCAGCUGCCCUUACUACUGGUUAUGCUGUAGAGAGGCUGGACAAAGUGAGUUGCAAAUUUUACGAUAAUGUAUGAGAGGUUCAAGACCCUGUUCAUAGCUGAUGCCUUUUGUGUGUAGGUUAUCACCAACUUGCCUAAGUUUGCCAAGAAUAGGGCGUAACAAUUUCUAUUACUUAGCAAUUUGCAAAAUAAGCUCCCUUUAGUUAUUGAGAUAUAGUUUGUGUUGUUGAAGUUAUAUAUUUAUUGUGUUUCAUAUAAGGACUAUCUUUAAUCUAUUAUUGUGCUUUGUGCAGUCCCUGGCUAUCAAAGUGGGUAUUUAUGAGCAAGUUAGGAACUUGGUGGCUCAUCUGAACUUCAGGGAGGAGGAGCUAAAAAGGGAAAAGUAAAGGAUUGCUGAUAAGGCUACCUUAAUGAAGGAAAUGGAUGUUUUCAUUAAAGGGCUGGAAGCCCUCAAUUUCUCAUU